Messenger RNA from Penicillium pulvis, 639 nucleotides. RefSeq lists its product as uncharacterized. The coding region runs from base 1 to 639 and encodes 212 amino acids. The transcript has 2 exons. The record is from RefSeq and is a predicted model, not a curated record. Lineage: Eukaryota; Fungi; Ascomycota; Eurotiomycetes; Eurotiales; Aspergillaceae.
AUGUCAUUCCUACUAGCUGGCCUCUCACUUCUGGCUGCUGCUCAUGCAGCUACUGUUGAGCCGGUUGCUCUCUCUAAUUGCUAUAAUCUCCCAAUGUGGGAGGCCACCGGCCCCUCGUCUGGCUUCUCUGGCCCCUGGGCUCUUAUAGUGGAUCAGUGUGUGAAUACCACCGACGUUAACGGCGCGUGCACGAUGGAAGGAUUCCGAAGCCAGUCCUCUAGUAUUGACCAGCAGGUUGAUAAAGGCUAUAUUGGUAUUGUGGGACAGCAGUACAAUGCCUACACUCCCCUCCGCUGCGUGGAUGGAAGUGGCUUUGUUAUCAACGUCGUGACUGGCCCGAGCAGCGCCGAGUUCGUGACUGUUAACAUCACCAAUGUGGCAUCCGAUGCGGACCUUGGGUACGGCCUGGGUACGGAUACUGAGGCUAUUCAGGCUUACACCCACUACAUUGAUGGCGUGAAACAGGAUGGAAUCUUCAUCGGUGCGCAUAAUGUCACAACCUGGGGUAUGCAGCUCCAGGGUGGUGCGGGGGCUUGGUGGAAGCUUCGGCUUCUGGGCCCGGGCAGUGAGGAUGCCUCGACUGGAAACGCACUGAAGGAUGGGGAAUAUCAAACUUAUAUCCGGAUUGAUGGAAGUUGA